This is a messenger RNA of Bursaphelenchus xylophilus (pine wood nematode), 4776 nucleotides long. NCBI's taxonomy places the organism in Eukaryota, Metazoa, Nematoda, Chromadorea, Rhabditida, Aphelenchoididae. The record is from the annotation of a GenBank genome assembly.
AUGAUUGAUUGUGGAAAUGGUCUGGUUGCAGGCGAGACGGUGGGUUCCUCAGUUUUAAUAUGAGAAUUGAGAAAUUUGUAGCAGGUAAAAGUCUUACAAGGAAGUUUCGGCAGGGCGUCGCGACCUUUGCGGGCAACCACUUCGUGGGCAGCCAACAUUUGCAGAUUAGAAUUACGAUUUUUCUACCGUAAUCUACGUAGUAUAAUAGAAAUUUUGCAUUGACAACUUUUUUGGUAUCGAUAAGCGCACGAAUCUAUUGAAUUCGUCCACCGCUUUUGAAUUUAUGGAGGUUUGUUUCCAGAAAAUGUUUUCUGAACCUUUAAAAAUGCCUGGUUAACCUUGUGGUAGCUAUUCAAGUCACUGAUACUCCUGUUCUAAACAAAUGUUGGCUGAUUUUCAAACAUUGCCACAGAAUCGUCGUGAUUCUUUUAACUGCCCGCAAAGUGGUUGUCCACAAGUGUUGGCCCGCCUCGGCGGUGUUUGGGAAGCUAGAGUUAUCGGUCCUGCCAAUGCCCUAGAAAAUUAUGCAUGAAAUUUUUACAAUGAAUCUCUAUGGCCUCGCUACUAUCAGUCUGUGGGGAAAAUGAUGCGGGCUUUGUCAUAAGUUAUAUUUAAGUAUGCAUGUAAAAAUUUUCCUGUGGUCACUCAAACAAAGCCAUGAUAAAAAGUGCAAUUGCACACCAGAAUUUUCGCGAAACCCAAACCGCGUUCUUUGCAAGUUCACCUUUUCAUGUGAUCAGUUACACUCUUAACUUCGUUUUUAUUUACGGACGACCAAGGUUAUUAUUAUUGCGGCAUGCUGCAGUUUCAUAAACAGCGGUUCAAAUAGACUUUUUUGGGUGGAGCUUGAAAUAUUUUGUCGUUAUGUCGUUCAAGUUGUGGCUUCUGUGACUCUUUAUCAAGUUUUUUUUAUUCUGCUAAUCUGUAAGUUAAGAUUUAGAUGGAGAACGAAGCAAUUAUUGGAUUCACGAAACGCUCAACGCCAUGGCGAAGCAUCGCGGUUAUGGCGGGCUUGGAAUUUGGCUAUGGAUUUCAACUGGCGCUUUAUUUGGCUCCCAUCUGGCCGUAUUUACAAGUUGUACGAAAAGUUUCUUUCUUAUUGUUAGAAUGGGAAGUACCCCAAGUGCGACGCUCAGGUUUUCUUUCAAUUUUACACAACGUCAGGCAUAUACUACAUAUCAAUCGCUGAAGGUUUUAGAUUGCGCUUUUCUGGUGGAGCCGGGAUAUUGAACAACCCUUGACGCCGAGAGAGUACGCGAGAUGCGGAGAGCGUCACAGGGAAAAACACCUUUUGGGGAAAGCUUUGCUAGCUUCGUGCGGAAAAAAACUAUUUUUUUGCCGAAAAAAUUACUUACUAUCUACGGCAGAAAUAGACAUGAAAAUUUUUGCCAAAAAAUUGACAAAAACAGUCACCUUUUUGCCAACUUUCAAUCUUAAAAUGUUGACCGUUUUUGCAAAGCGCGAGCCAGGAGUCUCGCAUUUGUUGAAAAAAAUUAUUCUAAAUUUGUGCCAAGUUUCACCAAAACCUGAGCGUUGCACUAGCGCUACUUCCGCAAUAACAAUAAGCCAAAUUACGACGGCCGAUUUCUUACACACAAUAUCUUUCCAGAUCGACAAAUCAGCUUCAGACCGCUUCUACGGCCUGAUUGUUAUGGCCAACGCGCUGGGCCAGCUGAUCGCCUGUCCUCUCUUCGGAUUUUGGAGCCGACGAGUUUCGACGAUAGUCACACCAAUAUAUCUAUGCUUGACGCUGACAUUGCUGGGAAAUAUUUUGUUUCUAACGGCCGCGUUUCUGCCUGACAAUGCAAAGUUUGUAAUUUUGAUCAGCCGAUUUGUUAUUGGGACUGGAGAGGCUGUGUUGACGUUGACGCGGAGCUACACAGCUAUGGCGAGCCUGCCUAGCGACAGAUCCAAAGCGUAUGGGUUCUCGGCCGCCGGAUUGGCGUUGGGAUUGCUGGUUGGACCAGGUAAGGUUAAAGUGUCUGAAGUUGUUUUUUUAUAACGUAUACCAUAAGGGAGAGACUCAAGAUACGACGGCCGGAUACUGACGAAAUUUGAGGCUAAUUCAGAUUGAUUAUUUUUAAGGGUAUAUGCUAGGUUUUUCGUGCUCACUUUGAGAGAAAUUAAUGAGAUUUUUAAAUCCGGAGGUUGUCAAAAAUGUUGCACUUUUUGACGAAUUUUGGCAUGAAAAGUUUCAUGCCUAUAACUACCCUAGUGAGCAAUGUUUCUACAAAAAAUCAACUUUUUCCGCGUGAAACUUGCAAAGAUACGGCCAAGAAUUUUUUUUCUCUGUGACCUUCCUUCGCGUCUCACAUAUUCUCUCGGCCACAAAGAUCGUUCAAUAUCUCGGCUGAGCCUACAAAGCAUGAGCUAAAAUUUGCAAGAAUUGAUAUGUGGCCUAAGCUUGAUAGGUAUACAAAAUUUGAAGAAAAUAUGAACGUCGCACUUGUGGUACUACACUUCCUUGUCAGCAUAAUUUCCCCCCCUAUUUCCAGCAAUUCAAAUCGCCUUUUCCUUCCUCGACUACCCCGGCAUCCUGCUCUUCUCCAGGCUUCGCCUCAACCUCUACACAAUCGCGCCGCUCGCGGUGUUGUUGACCACACUCAUCGAGCUUUUUGUUUUCAAGUUCGUCUUCGAAGAGACGUAUCCCGCCAUUGUGAAAGACAAAACAACGCAGGAAAAGAUCCGCUGCGACAAGCUGGCGAUGGUUGUAAUGUACUUUGCACGGUUCUGUCAAUAUUUUUCAUUCGCUUGUGCAGAAACGUAGGUUCUGGAAGGUUCUUCCAAAUUUCUUGGCUACAGUACCAUCUGAAUUUUUUAACAAUGUCAUUUAUAGUUUGGCAGCGACUUAUAUUAUGUCAAUGUACGCCAAAACUCACGACGAAACGGCCACAUUGUUGUCGAUUUUGAAUACAAUCGAAGGAUUGCUGGCUUUGGCGGCUUAUGUGUUCUUUAUCGUCGUCAAGGUGGAGAAAUGGUAAGGAAUCGUUUAUGGGGAGCAAGUACAUAGGUGUUAUAUACAGUAAUGCACCCACAGUCAGUGGAAAAAACGUACCAUUUUGCAUCCGGGAAGUAUCAAAAAUGUGGCGAAAUGCUUCCCUCUCCAAGUAAAAAAAAGCGCGCCCGCUCUUUUUGAGAGGGAAAGGGCGCGCCAUUCAAGACAAAGUUUUUUUCACCUGGAGAGGGAAGCAUUUUGCCACAUUUUUGAUACUUCCUGGAUGCAAAAUGGUAUAUUUUUUUGCCACUGGAUCAAGUCCCCCGCUGUAGUCAUCAAAAAUGUAUAUACACUGUUGGUUCCAGGAAGGAACGAAAAUACCGAAAAAAGGUUCCCUUUCUGGCCAAAAAAGAAGAAAAGGAAUUUUGAUCAAAAAGGAUCCAUUCGCAAAUUUAACGUCGAAAAUUGCCGAUAAACAACUUUUUUUAGGAUCUCCUUCCGGCUCCUCUCCAUUAUCGGUUUUCUUGGCCUUACGAUCUUGCCGUUCGCCGGAAUUCCCUACCCCUUCUAUCCGACCAACAUUGCAAUCGCUGCGACGGUGAACAGUAAGUUUCUUUGUUUUUUUUAGUUUAAAGUGACAUCGAACACCGCAAUCCGAUGUUUGAAACUAUUGCAUUUUCUUAAACGAAGUUUCUAGUAUGGGAGCGUCGGGAAUGAGUAGCAAUUUGUCAAGCUGUUCAGAUCUUUCUUGCUUAUUACAGCAAUAAGUCGAAGUGUUGAAAAAAUGACAAAUCACUAAAUUGCUUUUGGGAAGAAACGAUUUUUCUGGAGAUUGGGGGAGCUGCAAAUAUCAUAUUAUAAAUUUGCAAUCAAAAAGUAUCCAUUUGUCGUCAAAAAAUUAACAUUGAAAACUCUAACUUUAGACGUCACAUCUCCCGGAUGUUCCACAGCACUGUAUUCGUGGUGUUAUGAUACAAAACAAGUCAAUUUCCUCGUGUUCACAAUAGCGCUGGUAGUCAGCAUUGGAGCCGUUUUCAACAUGAUGACAGUCGUGUUGAGCACAAUGUUCUCAAAGAUUAUUGGGCCAAAGCCGCAGACUUGCCAACAGAGCUUCUUCCAGUCAACGGCAUGUUUUGGAAGGAUUGUUGGUCCGGUUUUGAUAAGGUAGGAGUAAUUGCAGUGUAUAAAUAGGCAGAGUGUUUCUGAUUUAUAACAAUUUGAUGCCGCUAGGUUAAAAAACGACCUGUAAAUUUUUGACAGUUUGACCCAGGGUCUUAAAAAGUAAGCCUAAUGCAGUAUUACCUCAAAAAUGGUAAGCUUCUCAAGCGCGACGCUCAGAUCUUCUAUAAUUUUUGCGGGAACGUUUCGCACGCUACACUUAUCAAUUCCUAAAAGCCUUGGCUUCAGCUUGGAAGAGACAGCCGAGAUAUUCGGCGAUCUCUGUAGCCGAGAGAGUACGCUAAACAAGCAGAGCGCUCAGUGAGCGAAAUCAUUCGACCACUUCUCUGCCUGAUUCGUGUGAAAAAAGUUGAUUUCUUGUUCAACAUUUUUCUUCAUGGUAUAAAAGGGAAAAGAAAAGUUUUAUGCCAAAAUUGGCAAAAAUGUUGUCGUAUUUUUGCCAGUAAUUAAACGCUAUGUAUGGACAUGACAAACAACCAUUUUCCUUUGUAAAAUACGAUUCUUGCAGCUCCCUCUUCACAAGAUACGGCCCAGCCGCCGCAUGGCUCUCCCAACUAGCCCUACUCUUUGUUGUUCUCAUAGUUUUAUCCUCCACAUAUCAUCGACUGGUGCCGGCGCAAUUCGAACCGCCUUACAAGAAACAAACCAACGCAAGGCAUUGA